Messenger RNA from Durusdinium trenchii, 591 nucleotides. Lineage: Eukaryota; Dinophyceae; Suessiales; Symbiodiniaceae. The record is from the annotation of a GenBank genome assembly.
AUGUCAAUAGCGCCACCGCUCAGGAGGCGAUUCAGGUGUUGGAACAAGCAUGUGCGCAUUGUCGAUCUGGCUGGUGGCCCUGGAUGUUGCGCAGCUGGUGCUUGCCAAUUCUUCAACGAAUGGUUUGACGAAACAAACCAAUGCAGCAUCCACGCAACCGUGCUGGAUCCUGUGGAGGAAUGGGCUUGGUGUAGCGAGAAGCUGGGUUUCAACUUCAAGCUUUGCUCCUCGCUGUCAGACAUGCUUUUGGACGACAGCACCUUCACAGCAGAUGUUGUGCUCGUUGGCUGGGCGAUGAACUUUGCCUCCAAGCUGUUCUGGAAGCGCUUGCAUGUGGCCUUUGGCCAGCGUGGCGUCCUAGCAAACUGCAACCGAUAUGCCUUGAUCAUGGUCAUGGACCGUGGCAUGGAUCAGCUGCGCUUCAAAGAUCAUCGGCAGCGAGUGCUGCAGAGGCCCCAAGUGAUUCAGAGGGACCAUGGAAUGAACGUUACCUACUCCUUCCUAAUUGGCGAAGAAGAGGCGGAAAGCACGAGCUCUGACCAAUCCCCGCUGAAGCUCUCUCCUAGCUGCAGGCUCGUGCAGGCUGCCUAG